CAGACGUGUUGACGGUGGUGGUUGCGUUGGAGUGUUUGUUGGUUGUGGACUCCUGGACGGCGAGUUUCAUCUGAUACUGCUUGAGAGUCACAGCCCCAUUUCAGCCCUUUGUCUGACCGCGAGCUAAAGUGUGGUACAUCAACACAGAAUUCUGGCGCUGACGCUUAUUCCUUCAAGUAGUAGUAGUCUCACCAGCUGUCGCCCUCCGGUGUACCUAACCUACAAUGGCAGCCAAAGUUACCUUCAAGAUCACUCUCACAUCGGACCCAAAGUUGCCAUUCAAAGUUCUAAGCGUCCCAGAGGGAACGCCCUUCACGGCUGUUCUGAAGUUUGCCGCGGAGGAAUUCAAAGUGCCACCAGCUACAUCAGCAAUUAUCACCGAUGAUGGAAUUGGAAUCAAUCCGCAGCAAACAGCUGGCAAUGUAUUUCUCAAGCACGGAUCAGAACUGAGGCUUAUUCCUCGUGAUAGAGUGGGGUGCUUACUUCGAUGAAGAUGCAUUCAAAACAGAAACUGUGGACUCAUGUCAAUGUGAUACAUUCCUUACAAUGAGGACUAAUUUACCAUGUGCAGUGGCACUUCCAUCUUGACAGUUCGUUGCAAUUUAUUCCGCCUCACCUUGUGUGUACAGUGGCAAAUCACUAAUCAUCCAUGUAUAAAUAAUAUGAAGUCUGGAAAAAGCUAUUACUUUGCUUAGCUGGAAAGUAACUUGUGAAAGUAUACUGAAAUGGUUGUGCAGGAGAGCAACUUUGAAUCUGUUAAAUAAACUAUUUUAUUGUUAAUACUUUA
Messenger RNA from Frankliniella occidentalis (western flower thrips), 787 nucleotides. It is a transcript of the gene Ufm1, whose product is annotated as ubiquitin-fold modifier 1. Gene Ontology annotation, cellular component: cytoplasm; nucleus. The coding region runs from base 225 to 491 and encodes 88 amino acids. Lineage: Eukaryota; Metazoa; Arthropoda; Insecta; Thysanoptera; Thripidae. The transcript has a single exon. The record is from RefSeq and is a predicted model, not a curated record. Gene Ontology annotation, biological process: protein K69-linked ufmylation.